Trypanosoma grayi is the source of this 720-nucleotide messenger RNA. RefSeq lists its product as hypothetical. The record is from RefSeq and is a predicted model, not a curated record. NCBI's taxonomy places the organism in Eukaryota, Euglenozoa, Kinetoplastea, Trypanosomatida, Trypanosomatidae. The transcript has a single exon. The coding region runs from base 1 to 720 and encodes 239 amino acids.
AUGCUGAGCUGGAACCGGGUGCGCCAGCGGCUUCGCGGCCGCGUGUGUAUCCCUGGCGUGGUGUACAGCGACGAGAUUGAUGCGGCGGCACGGCUGCAGGAGCAGCAAGAGGCGUCGCUGUGGCGUGGCAAUUUGCGCAACAUUCGCAUGGACACCGUGCCGGGCCUCCUGCUGCGCUCAAACAGCCCUGACCAGGCGAGGACCGGCCCCGAGGAGGCGCCUUACACAUUCUGGGAGCGCGUUGGCGUCGUGCCGGUGCACCCGUCGCGCGUGCGGCCGCGGCAGUACUACCACCCUACCACCGACUUCGGCCUUUACGACUACGACGAGGUGCCGCCGGAGGAGAAGGAGCUGACGGCGCGCUGGAUGGCAAAAGUGCUAGAGUUCAACGGCGCCGUCCCUCUUGGCAUCUUGUGCUUCGCCGGGUGCCUUGUGCUGCCGCUGCAUACGGUAUAUCGUAUGCCGUUGCUUGUCGCGUCCGGCGCGACAGGCGUGGCGGUGGAGAUCGUGCGCGCGUACAUGUCCGCUGCGAAGGAGCGGCAGGACCUCGACGACUUCAUUUUGGCAAAGGAGAUUUGGUACAUCAAGAACAUGGAGGCGUACCAGCUGGGCAUCCCUCUAAUCCCAAAGGGACGUGAGGCGGAGUACCACGCGUACAUGGACGGUGCCAUCUCCACAACACAGGAGCUACCGGACGACCUGAUCGACGCUCUUCACUGA